AUGGCACCGCAUCCUUCAGUGUCUCCCUCAUUCCCAACGGCAUCACCGAAACCUCCCGCUCCUGAUCCCAAUAUCAACCCGUACUCAGCUCUUUCCCCGGAUUUAUCAGAGAAUACAUUGGGCAGCAGGAAUGGGGAUGACGAGAUCACUAGGUUGCUUGGAUUAAGAUCGUCUCAGAAAGAUCUAGUCAUAUAUUCUCGGCGACAGUUGCUGAACAUUGGCAAGAACUCUCGUCAGUUUGGACCUCCCCCUGGCAUGGGUAGCUUGGAUACUUGGUUUGGCCUUCGCCGACAACCCGAGAGUUCGCUUGAUGUCAACGGGCUGCCCAUUGAUAAUCGAUCGUAUGGAGGUCAGAUGGGCCGCUUCUCGGUGAAGAAUUCUGCAAAUGCUGCAAUGAAGCUCGGCGGAGAUGAAGUCAGAAAGGAGAGGCGCAACGAUGAAUGGAGGAGAAGUGACAACGUUCGUGCCCCAAGAGACAACAGCAGGAGAAAUUAUCAACGAGAAGAGGACACAUCAGAACCUGCUUGGAUGGAUGAUGCAGCGCCGGCUGAUCCAACAGUUCCUGAAGAUCCAUUGGUACAAUUUAUCCCUGGUGAAGAUAUGAUUGCGGCUCAUAAACGAGCGAUGAAAGCUAGGGACGUUCCUAGGGAUGUGAGUAUUGGCUGGAGAGGAGACGGCGGCCUUCCUGCUUUCUUUGGUAGUGAUCCUGCCAUUGCUUCGACUUCUGCACCUGCACCUCCCCCAGGAUUGAAACCGAAGCUGUUCAACGCGGCGGAUUAUCUGACCCAGGCGCAAGAAGUGGAGAAUACUGUCGCUCAACCUACACCACCUGCUUCGGCGUUCUCCAGUCGGUUCCAAAAGUUCUUCAACGCCACGCCUGAACAUCAGCAAAUCGAAGUAUCGCAACCUAAGGAAGAAGCUAAAGACGAUCGAAUGGCGAAGCUGAUGGGCUUACUCAGCACAAAGACGAGUCUACCUCCUGAUCCUGUGUACGCUGUAAGCGAACAGAUGAGACAAGCGCCAGAUCCUCCUUUUUACGGAUCUAGUCCACCACCAUCAUCCCACCCCAACGCGUUGCUGCAACAAUUGUACGCCACGAAUCCGCAGGAAAGACCCGACCCUCUUCAGCUCUUAAGCCAAGCUCAACGUCAAGGAUUCGAAAGACCCCCUCAUAUGUCGAUGCCUCCGCAGUUUGCUCGCCCACCGAUGUAUCCUCAAGACGAGCCUGAAAUGGGCUAUCCUUUUGCGCGUCCUUUUGGACCACCUCCACCUGGGUUCAUGCCCCCGCCACCACCUUUCUUUCAAGGACCUCCAAGACCGCCUGCGGGCUAUCCUCCUAAUUUCACUCCCCAACAGCAACCACGACAAUACCCGCUCGCACCUGCUCAGCAAGAUAUGCUUGCAACACUCUUUGCCGGUCUGGGACCGAGAAAUUAG
Molecule: messenger RNA, 1437 nt
Organism: Kwoniella shivajii
Lineage: Eukaryota; Fungi; Basidiomycota; Tremellomycetes; Tremellales; Cryptococcaceae
Exons: 4
Coding region: 1-1437 (478 amino acids)
Source: RefSeq, a predicted model, not a curated record